Messenger RNA from Paramuricea clavata, 930 nucleotides. NCBI's taxonomy places the organism in Eukaryota, Metazoa, Cnidaria, Anthozoa, Malacalcyonacea, Plexauridae. The record is from the annotation of a GenBank genome assembly.
AUGAAUGUUAAUAAAAGCUUCUGGUUGUGGGUCAAAAGCUUCUUAUCUGGUAGAACUCAACAGGUCAAGAUAAAUCAAACACUUUCAUCGAUCGAGGGUUGCCCAGCUGGAGUACCACAAGGAUCUGCUCCUUCGCCGACUUUAUUUAAUAUCCACAUUGACGACUUAGAUACGAGUGUUCCUGAAGAUCUUGAGGUGAGCACAUAUAAAUAUGCCGAUGACUGCACACAAAGCGAAUGCAUUAUGAAGGGAGAGUGUAGCAACAUGCAGAAACUCUUAGACUCCGUUCAGAACUGGUCAAACGCUAAUAGAAUGAAGUUGAACGCAAAGGAAACGAAAGAUAUGUGGAUUUGCUUUGGGAAAUCUAUCUCACAGCCUACCAAUCUUUAUAUCGGGGAUGUUAUGAUCGAAAGAGUUAAUUCAUUCCAGUUACUUGGUGUUAGCUGUCAAAGUAACAUGAAAUGGAAUUCUCACAUCAAAGAAAUUACUCGUAAGGGAAACAGGAGACUGUGUCAUUUAAGGCAGUGCAGGAAGGCUCACCUUCCUACUGAAGUAGGAUUGGCAACUUACUGCACCAAAAUUCGUCCACUGCUUGAAUAUGCCGCACCAGUUUGGGGUGGCCUACCUCACUAUUUAGUAAACAACCUUGAGCGUAUUCAAAGGAGAAGCUUACGUAUUAUUGGUUUACCGGUUGAUACACUUCCCCCGCUUAGUCAGAGAAGAGAUAAGCUAACUCUUCGAGAAAUGGAGGCAAUUACUCGGGACGUAAACCAUCCCUGUCACCACCUUGUCCCUAUCGCACAGAAGCAUGACUAUUCCACUAGAAUUAAAGAAAGAGGUUCUAAUGUAGGUCGCAUUAUUUCCAGAACCGAAAGACAUAAAUCAUUGUUUAUGCCUCGUGCAGUUAAACUUUUUAAUAAUAAACUUUAA